Lachancea dasiensis is the source of this 1065-nucleotide messenger RNA. The record is from the annotation of a GenBank genome assembly. NCBI's taxonomy places the organism in Eukaryota, Fungi, Ascomycota, Saccharomycetes, Saccharomycetales, Saccharomycetaceae.
AUGCUUAGAGAUAGGACCAAUCUGUUUCUAUCUUAUCGAAGGACAUUUCCACAUCCAUCACGCUAUAAUUCAAAUCAUGAACGCAACGCCUUUUCUGAUUUGGAGGACGGCGCGGCCGAGGAAUCUCAUCCUAUGAUUAACAUGGGAACGACAUCUGAAAGUCCGCCUACUCAGUUUUUGGGCCUAACAGGGGUGAUUGACGAUAAUCUCAAACAAGCGGAAUCAAAAAUGUUGCAAUUGACCAAACUAUACCGCAAAAAUUCCCUUCCGGGCUUCGAAGAUAAAGCGGCUGAUGAGCAGGAAAUAGAGGAACUAAGUUACAGCAUUAUCCAACUUUAUCAACGUUGCCACGCUGCUGUUAAGUCACUAAAACAGGAAGGCUCUCAACGUCAUAGUACCGGUCAAAGAGUUCAUCGUGGAGACAUGGUAGUAAUCGAUAAUUUGGCAAAGAAUUAUGCUAACAAGAUACAGGUCAGUUCAAACAAAUUUAGGAUGCUACAAAACAAUUAUUUGAAAUUUUUGAAUGAGGACGACUUCAAACCAUUGCCGCGAUCUUCAACAGAUGCCGAUGCCUUGCUUGUCCUUGAGGAGGAGGAAGCAAAUGCUUCUACUCAGCAGGAAAUCGAUACAUACUCAAGACAAACUCUGCUACGGCAAACAGAAAGGCAGACUAGAGGAGAAGAAACACGAUUUUUACAACAACGAGAAGAGGAGAUCACCCAGCUUGCCAGAAGUGUUCUUGAGGUAAGUACUAUAUUUCGAGAAAUGCAGAGUCUCGUAAUAGAUCAAGGAACCAUCGUUGAUCGCAUUGAUUAUAAUCUGACAAAUACUGUAACCGAGCUGAAAGGAGCACACCGAGAGCUAGAACGUGCAACUGUAUAUCAGAAGAGAACUCAAAAGUGUAAAGUCAUUCUACUGCUCAGCUUGAUAGUGGUAGCAUUGUUCUUUUUUGUAAUGUUAAAGCCACAUCAUCACGGAGGGACAAGUAAUAAUAUCAUUGAAUCGCAAGGGCCACAAUCAAAUGAUUCAGAAAAGGAGAUAGGCAUUGAGCCUAGCGAUUUUUGA